This is a messenger RNA of Cavia porcellus (domestic guinea pig), 5404 nucleotides long. RefSeq names its product GIT ArfGAP 2 (gene Git2). Gene Ontology annotation, biological process: brain development; regulation of G protein-coupled receptor signaling pathway; synaptic vesicle recycling. The record is from RefSeq and is a predicted model, not a curated record. Gene Ontology annotation, molecular function: GTPase activator activity; small GTPase binding. Bases 153 to 2432 code for a protein of 759 amino acids. Lineage: Eukaryota; Metazoa; Chordata; Mammalia; Rodentia; Caviidae. Gene Ontology annotation, cellular component: synapse. The transcript has 20 exons.
CCUGCGCGUGCGUGCUGCGCAGCAGCUGCGAGGCGCUGAGGGGAGAGGCUCUGCUGCCAGCUCUGCCGCGGGGACCCGUUAGAGCGGAAGCACCGCCGCCGCCGCCUUCGCUUCCCCGGGGCUCCUGUUCCCGGCAGGUGAAGGCGGGAGCCAUGUCGAAGCGGCUCCGGAGCAGCGAUGUGUGUGCUGACUGCAGCGGGCCGGAUCCUUCCUGGGCAUCAGUAAAUAGGGGAACCUUUAUAUGUGAUGAGUGUUGCAGUGUCCAUCGGAGUCUUGGGCGUCAUAUCUCCCAAGUAAGGCAUCUUAAGCAUACACCAUGGCCUCCAACACUUCUUCAGAUGGUUGAGACAUUGUAUAACAAUGGUGCUAAUUCUAUAUGGGAGCAUUCUUUGCUGGACCCUGCUUCUAUUAUGAGUGGAAGACGAAAAGCUAAUCCACAGGAUAAAGUACAUCCCACUAAAGCAGAAUUCAUCAGAGCCAAGUAUCAGAUGUUAGCAUUUGUCCAUCGCUUGCCUUGCCGGGAUGACGAUAGUGUCACUGCCAAAGAUCUUAGUAAGCAACUCCACUCAAGUGUAAGGACAGGAAAUCUUGAAACCUGUCUGAGGCUGUUGUCUUUAGGAGCCCAAGCCAACUUCUUUCAUCCAGAAAAAGGAAACACACCACUCCAUGUUGCCUCCAAAGCAGGGCAGAUUUUACAGGCUGAAUUACUGGCAGUCUAUGGAGCAGACCCAGGCACACAAGAUUCUAGUGGGAAAACUCCUGUUGAUUAUGCCAGGCAAGGAGGGCACCAUGAGCUGGCAGAACGCCUUGUAGAAAUACAGUACGAGCUGACUGACAGACUGGCCUUCUAUCUCUGCGGCAGAAAACCAGAUCACAAAAAUGGACAGCACUUUAUAAUACCUCAAAUGGCAGACAGCAGCCUGGAUUUGUCUGAAUUGGCAAAAGCUGCUAAGAAGAAACUUCAGUCUCUAAGUAAUCAUUUGUUUGAAGAGCUUGCCAUGGAUGUGUACGAUGAAGUUGACAGGCGAGAAACUGAUGCAGUCUGGCUUGCCACGCAAAACCACAGCACCCUGGUAACCGAGACAACCGUGGUCCCCUUUCUUCCGGUCAAUCCUGAGUACUCAUCAACACGAAACCAGGGAAGACAGAAGCUAGCUCGGUUUAAUGCCCAUGAGUUUGCCACACUAGUCAUUGACAUUCUUGGCGAUGCCAAAAGGAGACAGCAGGGAAGUCCCCACUCAAGUUCAAAAGACAAUGUGGAGCUUAUCCUGAAAACAAUCAAUAGCCAGCACAGUACUGAGAGUCAGGACAACGACCAGCCAGACUAUGACAGUGUGGCGUCAGACGAAGACACGGACUUGGAAAGCACAGCAAGCAAGGCAAACCGGCAGAAGAGCCUAGAUUCAGAUUUAUCAGAUGGACCAGUCACUGUACAGGAAUUUAUGGAGGUCAAAAACGCUCUAGUGGCUUCUGAGGCCAAGAUACAGCAGCUAAUGAAGGUGAAUAACAACUUGAGUGACGAGCUGAGAAUUAUGCAGAAAAAGCUUCAAACACUCCAGAGUGAGAAUUCCAGCCUCAGGAAACAGGCCACAACCAAUGUAUAUCAGGUGCAAACUGGUUCUGAGUAUCCAGAAACUUCCAACCACUCUUCCUUAAAGCGACGUCCAUCUGCCCGGGGCAGUAGGCCCAUGUCCAUGUACGAGACGGGAUCAGGUCAGAAACCGUAUCUCCCAAUGGGAGAGGGGAACCACCCGGAGGAGAGCAGGACAAGACUCCAGCCCUUCCCUGCACAUAUCGGGAGGAGUGCGCUUGUGACCUCCUCUUCAUCUCUGCCUUCCUUCCCCUCCACACUUUGCUGGUCGAGGGAAGAAACCACCCGAAGGGCUUCCAGGCUAGAAAAACAGAACAGCACCCCUGAGAGUGACUAUGACAACACUCCCAAUGACACGGAGCCAGAUGACAUGGGGUCAGGCCGAAAGGGCAGGCAGAGGAGUAUGGUGUGGCCAACUGAUAGCUUAGUAUCAGAGGUGACAGAAACCCACGCAUCACCGAACCCCGCCCUUCCCAGCACCGAGGAUGUCAUCCGGAAGACUGAACAGAUCACCAAAAACAUACAGGAGCUCUUAAGAGCAGCCCAGGAAAAUAAACAUGACAGUUAUAUUCCCUGCUCAGAGAGGAUACAUGUGGCUGUUACAGAAAUGGCAGCAUUAUUUCCUAAAAAACCCAAGUCUGACAUGGUGAGGACUUCCCUUCGUUUAUUGACAUCCAGUGCCUACCGGCUGCAGUCCGAGUGCAAGAAGGCCCUGCUGGGGGACUCCGGCUCACCCACCGACGUCCAGCUGGUCACACAGCAGGUCAUCCAGUGUGCGUAUGAUAUCGCCAAGGCCGCCAAACAGCUGGUCACCAUCACCACCAAAGAGAACAACAACUGAGCAGCGAAGCACUGUCCCGUCUCCUUCCUAGGCUUUCAAAAGUCCAGUUUCAAAUUUAGACAUGGGACUCCUCAGAUUUUUACAAAAAAACAUUUAAAACUUUUUAAAAGAAAACUCAGUAUUAUUUUUGCAUGUUUUCUAACAAAUUUUUGACUAUUAAUUUAACCCACUUGCCUUAUUUUGUGCCUGUUUACCAGUUUAGUUUCUGAUGUCCUCUUGUGUUGUCUGUGACUGUCCAGGUCAGGAUCACAUACAUCCAGAAGUAGUUCCAUUGCUUAAAGUUUGUUAAAACUUUUCCAUCCCCUGAAACUUCCUGCCUAUGGGUAAAAGUAUAAAUGAAAUAUUUUAGUAAAACAUUUUCUUGAGAAAGUUAGAUUUUAAAAAAGUCAACAGUACCUGUUCCCUUCGAAGCGUUGUGCAAUACGUAAAUUUUUCAGCCUGCAAAAGUCUUAAGUUUGGGGUAACUCCAAGGUGUAUGCAGAGAAAAGACUUUGCCAUUUUCUAAAAAACAGUGUAACAACCUCUCUUGGAGGAAACAAUGAAUUGCUCUGCUUCUAAUUGUUCUAUCAUGUUAAAUGUUCUGUUAGGCUUUUUAAUCUUGAUUUUCCGUUUCUAUGUUCCUGUCAUCUUGAAGUCUCCAUAGAGUCAGAUAAAGAUUCACCUUCCACGUCGUGUCCCAUUUACCACGGUUCAGGGUAGGAGCACCCCGUCAUCGCCACCCAUGUCAAGCACUCUGCCUUACCCCAUAAGCCGGGCAGUUCAUUUGGAACACACGGCAAAGAGAAGCAUCCGUCUAACAAGCCAUAACUGAUUGUACACCCGUUCAGGUACCACUGCCACGAACUGCCAUUGCAUUAUACCUCUCCUCCAAAGUUCAGUUACCCCUUUAACCACUGACAGCUUCCCCACGUGAGCUCUUCGCAUGUCCUGUCAUCUGUAAGGACUUUAAGGUAAGAUGUAAACAGUCCUUUUAUUUUCUUCUGCUUGCCUUGCUGGUUCUUAGCAAGUAGACGUUAAGAGUUCUUUCAAGAGCUCCACAGAGAAUGUGCCUGCCUGACCAUAGCUCUCCCAAAGCGCUGAAAGAGUAGAGGUCCAGACCUAGAACCCACUGAGGCUGUGUCUUAAAUUACUCAGAAGCCUUCUGUGUGCUGUGAGAGCGCUUCCUGUUCUGCUUGUUGCAGGGGUCUCCUGGAAGGCAGCUCAGUCCCUGACCUGAUGAUGCGCUGUGAAGUGAGCCCCGUGCACAGCAAGGGGCGCAAGUGGGGCCAGCUGGGAAGCCCUGGCCUCCCAUCAGAAACAAAUUUGCUCACUCAUGUUGCCAGUGGAAAGUAGGACUGGGGUUGCCAAAGCUUUGAUUUUUUUUUUUUUUUUUUUUUUUUUUUUUUGCAAGAGACACCAGAAAUCUGAAAUUUUUGGUGCUACCUCUCUAAUUAUAAAUGUUGGCAUGUUCAUGGGAACCACAUGGGUGAGCUGUGACCUCCAAGCGGCCUCUCACAGCUCCCACCCCAGGGCCUGUAUUCCAUGCAGCGGGAGGGCCUCACUUCCCCAGCCAUACUGUGUUCACCCUGAGCAGGACCUGGCAGGCUGCUGUCUACCCACGUCGCCAUCAGCCCUCUUUUUACCCAGAUACUGUGUCCCACAGAGUCAUUUGUGAAGCAGUCAAAAUGAUGAAAGUACAGGUCACCUCCCCAUGUGUUGACCGAGCCUGUGUCUUCACAGACUGACUGUGAAAACUUUUACAGGUUAAUCAUACACUGUCACUGAACAUAGCAGCCUCGUGGUGUUGGGUUUACUAGGUCACGGUGUGGCUUGCUACACUGUGAGGAGCAUGGGACAAGGGUCCACAUCUCCAGCAGACUCAGCCACUGACAUGUCUGCACAGCCCUAAGUGCUGCAUCCCUGUUGGAUGCUCAGGAGAUGACUCUUGGAAGGAGCCCCCUACCUGAAGCUCAAGCACUGCCUGACACCUUUGUGUGCAUGCUUCGUGGACUUGCUGUCCCUCUUCUUCCUUGCAAACACCUGGCCCUCUGUCAGGCUCCCCAGGGUCCUCGGGGAAGACCCAGUGGCAAUCCUGAGCCGGUGCCCCUGGCCUCCAGAGAAGACAGACCUCCAUAGAGGCUCUGGGAAGGGAUUUGUCAGCAGUACACCCAAGUGCCUGCAGCAGGGGACAUUGUCUUUAUGCCCCUAGACAAAGUCAAGGAAUAUAGGGACCAACAAAGUAUUUCCAGCUGUGAGAACACCACAGAAGAGGUUGCCGGGUGAACCUGUGCAGAACUCAGGAGCUCCCACGUGGAGCAGCGGGCAGUGGGAGAUCUCUGCUCCUGUUGGCAGGUCGCGCCUGGUCUGCGUGCUUGUCCCAGCCCCUUUUGCACAUGGAUCCCAUUGCCUUGCACAAGCCUCGUCUGCAGCCCUUCAUGUGUUUUGUCACCCCUUCUUCCCUGAAACUGAUGGGACCGAGGUGCACUUUAUGAGCUGGCACUUGGCUAAUCAGAAGGAAGCAGCUCUACCCCUGAACUCCUUGGCACUGAACUCACCCUCCACUUCGGAAUGCAGACAGUUCUUACUUGCCAAGAACAAUGCAUCGGGCCCAAAGAUCAAGGACAGCAUUUCAUGGAAUUGGAACUAGAAACGCACAACUCGGGAGCUGCUUCCCAGUCCUCAGGCGACGUGAGUCGCACAAUGGAGUGAAGCUGCACGUCUCUGUGCUCAGCGGUCCCUGCGAGCCUCGGGCAGCCCGCUUUCUUUCCUUCCUCCGUCCUAGUUGAAAGGAAUCCUUGUUCUUACAAAAGAAAAUGCUGCAUAGGAAAAAUGAGAUGCCUUUUAUUCCAAGUGUUUUACGCGUGUCACUCAUUCUGUACUUUUCCUUUUCAUUGGACAUCCUGUUCCUGUAAGUAUUGGACCCUUCACGUGUUGUAAACUCGUUUUGGGAUUUGUGCCUGCUAGUUAUGCAAUAAACAGGCUCUGUAAGUGUC